AUGCCUGUAUAUCAUAUAGUGUUAAUCCGACUAAAGCCGGGUGUCACACCGGAGUUGUUAGAUGAAUUCACCACCAGAGCAAAAGCAAUGGCGAAUCAGGUUCCUGGUCUUACAAAGAUUGACGUUGGUCCUCCUCUACCCAUUACUGCAGAUCGCAGCAAAGGCUUUGAUAUGGCUGUUGUAGGUGUCCUAGAGAAAAAAGAGGACAUUACAGUCUAUGCCACUCAUCCAGCUCACAUGCGUGCUCAUGAACUCCGUGAACAGUUGUGCGAGGAAACUCUUGUAUAUGAUUUAGAAUUUCCUGCUUAG
Molecule: messenger RNA, 309 nt
Organism: Annulohypoxylon truncatum
Lineage: Eukaryota; Fungi; Ascomycota; Sordariomycetes; Xylariales; Hypoxylaceae
Exons: 4
Coding region: 1-309 (102 amino acids)
Source: RefSeq, a predicted model, not a curated record